AUGGAGUCACACGCGGCGAUGCUUCUAAACCCAAAGGGUUAUAGGAAGCAGGUCCAGCGCAAUGGUAAUGACCUCUCCAAGAGCCCUUCACCCACCCCUUCCAGAUUACACGACCUUGCGAUACCCGUGUUUCCCAGCGAGACGCCGCCUGCCCCAGAGGGAUCUCUCAAGCUUUCUUCGACCGAGGUCAUGGAGUCGUCUGAAUGCGCUAGCUCACAAUCCCCAGGCACUGGAUCGAAUUCGACUCACCUUCCUCGCGAAUCUGCCCCUCAGACCUCCGCUAUUGCACCCCCAGGCACAGUUCCAAUCAUGCGCUCCCAGCCAAAGGAACCCUCGAAUGAAGAUCUCACCGUACUAUUUACAAACGCUCGUGACGGCGAAGAGAGCGAUGCGAAACGAAGCUACCAUGAGAUCAGUGACAGCGACGAUACCCGACCUCGAUCGCGCAAUCUAAUCGAAGGCGUAUACGACGUUGAACAGCGAAAACAUCAAUAUCAGCCGACGAAAAAAUUCAAGUUGGAUGACGCGGAUACGAAGGCCAACAUGGCGAAAAAGUCCGCGAGUUCCGGAGAUAACGGCCUUGGGCAGUGGUUGAAAGAGGUCGAAUCCAAGCAGACUUCGACUUCAAAUUCCACACCUGCUGCAUCUGAUGUGGUGGACUUGACAGCAGAUCUUCCCAAGACCACGGACGACGAUGAUUUGCAGGUCACUGGGUCGAACGAUCUCAGCAACCAGCGGGUUUGCUAUGGCAAGGUGGAAAACGCAGUAGUUAAUGCAUACAUCGUGCCCAAGCCUCGCGCCAAUCCUGUUCUUGGACCCGAGGCACUGCAAUGGUCUUCGAUGAAGCUGGAUUUGGUCCGAGAGGCGCGCAAGGGAGACAAUCGAAUCCAUGUCAAGGAUUCUUUUGGCAAGACUUUUGCAACUGUGGACGCCAAGACUGCCUUAGCAUUGUGCCCUUUGCUCGACUCUCCUGUGUUGGCCAUGGAUGUUACUGCUCGUCUGGACAUGCGUAAAAAGCUUCCUGGUGAGGAGGUGUGGCAGCCUACUCAUGGACUUUAUCGGGCAUCAAUCACCCUCUAUGGCCCGCGCAAGCAUGCCGAAAAAAUUGGAAAGCACUUGAGCCAACACAAUGUCUGGCUAGGCACUCCAAUCUUUGUGGAAAAUGGAGUGCCAGUGUUCAAUCCCCAUGCAGAAAAGAGACUUGCAAUGGCAGCUGCAGCUGCAUCAAGCAAUCUUCGUGAUCGAGCGUCCUACAACAACAUCCGAUACGAAGUUCGCACAGCAGAAGAGGUGACCGAUUCCGUGAUGAAAAUGUUCGACAAGCUGGUCAGUAUGAACAUUCCCAGUAUGGAAGCGCCCUCUACAGUGACGACACCCCUUCUUCCCCACCAGAAACAAGCACUCUGGUUCAUGAUGGAAAAGGAAGCUCCACGCAAGUAUGGCGACAAAGAAGAGGAUCACAAUUCACUGUGGCGCCGAGUCGGUACACAUGACGACAUGAGAUACCGGGACAUCAUCAGUGGAAUCGUUUGUAAAAACGAACCGGAACAGACUUAUGGAGGCCUCUUGGCCGAUGUGAUGGGUCUGGGAAAGACCUUGAGUAUCCUCUGCCUGGUAUUGUCCACGCUCGACGCUGCUACUCGAUGGGCUGAGAAGAUUCCCCCUCGCCCCCUUGUUCGCGAGAUCCCAGGCAUUCGCAACACGCGGACUACACUCCUAGUCGUGCCCCUGAGUACUGUCAACAACUGGGUUUCGCAAAUCAAAGAGCACAUCAAACCGGGAUCGAUAACCUCCUAUGUUUUCCAUGGCGCAUCACGUACGACCGAUCUGGACGAGCUCUCCAAAUUCGAUAUAGUGAUCACUACUUACAGCACGGUCCUCAGUGAGAUAUUUGGGCGAGGCUCCAAGCGUGGUAGUCCUCUGGCCAAAAUGAACAUGUUUCGAGUCGUUCUUGACGAGGCACACGUCAUUCGAGAGCAGAAUGCCCAGCAGACUAAGGCGAUCCUGAGCCUCAACUCCCAGCGUCGUUGGUCUGUAACUGGCACCCCUAUUCAGAACCGUCUGGAAGAUCUACUCUCAGUUACUAAGUUUUUACGGCUGUUUCCUUACGACGACCGAGCCAGGUUUGGUCAGCACAUCAUCUCCCCUUUUAAGACCGGCGAUCCGACCGUGCUCGCAAGUUUGAGAGUCUUGAUUGACUCAUUCACCCUACGUCGAGUCAAAAAUAUGGUCGAUCUACCUGAGCGAACAGAAAAGAUCGUAACCUUGGAUUUCACUGAGAAGGAAAAGCAGCUGCAUGAGUUCUUCCGACAGGAAUCCAAUGAUAUGAUGGGUGUUAUAGCGGGAAAUAACAGAAAGAAGAUGGGCGGCCGUAUGUUCCACUGGGUGCUGAAAGCGAUGAUGACCCUACGCCUGGUCAGUGCCCAUGGCAAGGAGCUCCUGGACGUGGGAGAUCGGGACAAAACAAAAGGCAUGAGUGUACAGGACGCCAUUGACCUGGCAGACCUGGAAGAAGGCGAAACUGAUGAGAGCCGGGAGACAUUUGAAAGGAAAGCCCAUGGCCAUGUUGAUCUUAUGGUUCAGUCAGGAGAUACCUGCAAGCUCUGUGAUAAGCUCAUCGAAGCGCCGAUGACGGACGCUGGGAUCCCUGACAAAAACGCCCCAAUGGCUAUCUAUUUGCCAUGUACCUGUGUCCUUUGCCCGGAUUGUUUCUCUUCCUGGAAAGCCGUGGGUGACGCAAAGCCCGACACGGAUAUUCUAUGCCAAGCCUGUGAGGGUUGGACAACGUUCCAGUACUCGACGGUCAGUCCAGCUAGUCUUGAACGCUACCAAAUUCAACAGACAGAAGCGCGCAAGAACGGCAAGAUCCUGGGCGAGUACGAGGGUCCGCAUACGAAGACGCUCGCUCUCAUUCAUCACUUGCAAUCGAUUGCGGCGGAAAGUAAAACUUUGGUUGGCGAACCACCCAUCAAGAGUGUGGUAUUUUCAGGAUGGACCUCCCACCUGGACUUGAUCGAAAUUGCGCUGAAAAACAAUGGUCUGGACAGCUUUGCACGACUGGAUGGCACCAUGACCUUGGCCGCCCGGGCCCGGGCCCUUGAAGCUUUUGCAAAAGAUGAUUCUGUCACCAUACUCCUGGUAACCAUCGGUGCUGGCGGUGUUGGUCUGAAUCUGACCUCUGCCUCCCGUGUCUUUGUCAUGGAGCCUCAGUAUAACCCUGCCGCAGUUGCCCAAGCCGUCGAUCGUGUGCACCGCCUGGGUCAGCAUCGCGAGGUGGUUAUAAUCCAGUUCAUAAUGCGGAAUAGUAUCGAGGAAAAGAUUCUCGAGCUAGCCAAGAAGAAGCAGAAGCUAGCUGAUAUGAGCAUGAACCGUGGCAAUCUGGACAAGCGGGAAGCUCAAGCAGAGCGCAUGCGGGAAUACCGCAGCCUCUUUAAGUGA
Messenger RNA from Penicillium canariense, 3438 nucleotides. RefSeq names its product DEAD/DEAH box helicase. Bases 1 to 3438 code for a protein of 1145 amino acids. Gene Ontology annotation, molecular function: ATP-dependent chromatin remodeler activity; ATP binding. The record is from RefSeq and is a predicted model, not a curated record. The transcript has a single exon. NCBI's taxonomy places the organism in Eukaryota, Fungi, Ascomycota, Eurotiomycetes, Eurotiales, Aspergillaceae.